Molecule: messenger RNA, 3078 nt
Organism: Prorocentrum cordatum
Lineage: Eukaryota; Dinophyceae; Prorocentrales; Prorocentraceae
Source: the annotation of a GenBank genome assembly
GAGGACGUCCCCGCCGAGUUCGGCGCACCCACGGAGAAGGACGAGGACGAUCUGCAUCGGCCCGGCUCGAGUCCUGCCUCGUCGGGCGGCGGCCGGCUGCGAGCGGGGCCCAGGAUGCCUCCUGACAGCCAGGCAGGGCCCCCGGGGGCGCAGGGGCCGUCGCCGCGCAAGAGAAGGACAGGAUCUCGCGCGAAGGACACCACAGCAUCGCCCGAGGGAUCCUCGGGGGAGCUCCCCGUCGACACGCUUUCGGCCGCGCAGACGCCUGCGCCCACGCCCAACGUCGCCGAGCUCGGCGAGCUGGAGGGGCAUCCCGACGAGGACGAGCCCUCGCACGAUCUGGCUACAGAGAUCGUCAAGUCCACUGCUGCGGGGGUGCUCACAGUGCUCCUCAUCGCCGCCAUUUUCGUGGUGCUGUUCCGCGCGGCUUCCGGGCACACGCCGCCCGCCUGCGACGAGGAGCACGGCUGUGGUUUGCAGAGGAGCGUGUGCGAGCCCUGCGGUGGCACGGGGGACGAGAUGUGGAUGCUUCCGCUGUUCGGCGAGUGGGAGCAGACCUGGCCGACGAGUCUGCGCGCCGUGCUGUACUUCGUGGGGCUCCUGUGGUGUUUCCUCGGCGUGAACAUGGUGUGCGACUUGUUCAUGGCGUCUAUCGAAGAGAUCACCAGCGCCAGGAGGAUCGUAUGGGUCGAGGGCAAGGGUGGCAUCCGUCACAAGGUUCACGUUAAGGUGUGGAACGACACCCUCGCGAACCUCUCUCUGAUGGCUCUGGGCUCCUCCGCUCCCGAGAUCAUGGUCUCCAUGAUGGAAAUGGGAGGCAGGCAGUGGUUCGCUGGUGACUUAGGCCCUUCGACCAUCGUGGGCAGUGCAGCCUUCAACUUGCUGCUUAUCUCCGCGGUCUGUAUUGUUGCCAUCCCUGCGCCAGAGACACGGAUGAUCGAGCAGCUGGACGUUUUUGUUGUCACUGCAGUCGUAUCGGUUUUUGCAUAUGUUUGGCUAGUUUUUGUGUUGAGUGUUUAUACGCCCGACAAGAUCGACAUCGUAGAGGCGCUCGUGACCCUGGGCAUGUUCCCACUGCUCCUGAUAACCGCAUGGGCCACGGACAGAGGCUGCUUCCGAAGCCGCAGCGAAGAGCUUCCGGAUGCCGCCGCGGAACAGAUCGAGGAGUUGCAGAAGGAUGUCUCUGACAAGUACGGCAAGGUGAUCAGUGAGGGAACCAUCAGGAUGAUGAUCGAACACAGCGCCGAGCGCUCACUGCAGUCGUCCCCGAGCCGCGCCCGGUACCGACAGGGCAUAACCAGGUUCAUCGCUGGAGACAGGUCUUUGAUGUCCCGGCUGCACAAGGACACGAUAGAGAGCAACACCCCCAUGGUCGGGUUCAAGGAGCCGAAGCACGUCGUGCUCGAGUGCGCUGGGCAUUGUGAUAUCCCCGUCGUCUUAAGCAAGCCUGCGGGGCUGGGGGUAGAGAUUUCCUAUAUUACGUCGGAUGGCGAGGCCAAGGACGGCGUGCGCUACAGCGCGGUGUCGGGAACGCUCUUCUUCAGCCCCGGCGAGACGGAGCAUUUGAUUUCUGUCCCGAUCAUCGACAACGACACCUGGGAGCCACCCGAAUCAUUCUUCGUGAAGCUCUACGACAUGAGGCUGGAGGUGCCAGAGGCGCCGCAGAGGAACCCGAGCAAGAGCUCCAGGAACUCCUGGAACGGCGGUCUGACCGGGAGCUCGAGCCUGGGAGUCCCUGCAGGCACGGCGCCCAGGGCCUCCUCGAAGCGCCCCAGCACGUCCGCCAGGAGCAGCGGGUCGGGAUCGUUCCCGGCGUCGCUCGUGGUGUCGUCCGGCACGUCGAGGCAGCUUCCUGAGCCCCAGCUCGGGAUCUCUCGGAUGAAAGUCGUCAUCCUCAACGACGACGAGCCCGGGACGCUCUCUGUCAUUCCGGAGGAGAUGGUGGUGGGUCGGGAAGCCAGCAUCGUAACGAUCGUGGUGAGCAGGUCGCAGGGUUCGUGUGGCGACAUAGCGUUCGACUACGCGACCAAGGACGGGAGCGCCAUCCACGGCUUUGACUACGAGCCCGCAGAGGGGACCAUAACGAUGGCGGAAGGCGUGCUGCAAGCGAGGGUCGGCAUCACGAUCUUGAGCCAGUCGCCCCACCCAGAAGACCGACGCUUCUGCUUCCACGUGACCUCCUCCACCGAGGGGGUGCGGUUCGACCCCGAGACGAACGGCGGCGCCGGCAGCGCAAUAUGCGAGGUGUCCAUCGCCGGCCGCCCGGGCCCGUGCCGCCGACUGAGGAGAUACCUCGCCAUGAGCUUCAACCGAAGGCGGUUCCUGCUCGGGCUCUCGCUGUGGCGAGAUCAGAUGGCCGCGGCCUUCUUCUGCAACGGCAGCCCCAGCUGCCAGAGGGGCGCUUCGCUGUCCGACUGGGUCUUCCAUUGCGUCUCCUUGUUCUGGAAGUUCGUCUCCGCGAUGCUGCCCCCGACCGUGUUCUGCAUGGGCUGGAGCUGCUUCUUCUGCGCCCUCCUCGUCAUCGCCCUGGUGACUGUUGUCAUCAUUGACCUGGCGUACCUGCUGGGCUGCGUGCUGGGCAUUGCCAACGAAGUGACCGCCAUCACCCUGGUCGCCCUGGGCACCAGCCUUCCGGACACGUUCGCGUCCAGGCUCGCGGCUCAGAAUGACGACAACGCCGACAACGCUAUCGGGAACGUGACGGGGAGCAACGCGGUCAACGUCUUCCUUGGCAUGGGGCUCCCGUGGACGGUCGGUGCUCUGUACUGGCAGGCCAAGGGCAAGACCGACGAAUGGCUCGCGAUGUGCCACGGAUCGAGCACCUACGCGGAGCUCUUUGAGGAUCUGUACCCCUCUGGGGGGCUGAUCAUACCUGCUGGUCGGCUUUCCUACAGCGUGGGAAUCUUCACCAUCUGCGCGCUCCUGUGCGUCGCGCUGCUCAUGUUUCGGCGUCGGUAUUGCGGUGGCGAGCUGGGCGGGUCGGUGAGAGAGCAGUACGCGCACAGCGGGGCGCUGGCCUUCCUGUGGCUGCUCUACAUCGGUGCGUCGAUCGCAGUGGUGGAGCUUCUGCCUGCCUAA